This is a messenger RNA of Humulus lupulus (European hop), 925 nucleotides long. Its product is annotated as RING-H2 finger protein ATL79-like. Gene Ontology annotation, biological process: protein ubiquitination. The record is from RefSeq and is a predicted model, not a curated record. Gene Ontology annotation, molecular function: transferase activity. The coding region runs from base 254 to 841 and encodes 195 amino acids. The transcript has a single exon. NCBI's taxonomy places the organism in Eukaryota, Viridiplantae, Streptophyta, Magnoliopsida, Rosales, Cannabaceae.
GAGGUUCUUAAACCAGCGUACACACAUGAGAAAACUUUGUAAAAAUAAACCUCUAGUGCACGUAUGCAUUUCAUUUCACUUCAUUCCGUGCUCCCUUCCUUCCCUCUUACUAUAAAAUCAUCUUAAUCUCAAACCCCACGCAAUCUCUCUCUCGUAACCAACUGCCUUAUCAUUCAUAGCACAUCGGAAAACGGACAAGACCAAGGCCAAGGAGGCCAAAACCAAGGCCACUGACUCCUCAAAACUCAACCAAAUGAGAGCAACCAUAGCGCCGCCUGCCUAUAAGAUCCACCUCUCCCCACCAGUAGCAUCAUCCACAACAACAACAUCAUGCGAUGGCCCUGGUUGCCAGUGGCGGCCUUACUCAGGCACUGGACAUUUCGAAGCAAAUGCUGCCAUGAUCCUCAUCAUUCUGCUGUGCGCACUCAUAUGUGCGCUGGCUCUCAACACAGCCAUACGCUGCUUCCUUCGAGGCCACCAGCAACACCACCGGCCCGACGCAGCCCAAGGCAGGCUGCAACAACAGCAGCAGCAGCAGCAGAAAAGCAAUGCAGGCGUAGCUGCAGCUGCGCUGGAGGGGGUUCCGGCGCUGGUGUACUCGGCCGAAGUGAAGACUAAGCUGGCGGGGGCCGAGACAGAGUGCGCCAUUUGCUUGUCGGAAUUCGAGGAGGGGCAGGGGGUUCGGCUCAUGGCCAGAUGUAACCAUGGCUUUCAUGACCAAUGCAUCCACCAGUGGCUGUCUUCCCACUCCUCUUGUCCCACUUGCCGUAGCACUUGUCUCCCUCCUUCUCCGUUGACACCGCACCAUACCAUCGAGAAUUGCAGUUCCCAAAGGGAAUGACUUUUAGUAACUCUUUUUCUUUCUCUCUAUGUUUCUCUACUAGUAUUCUGUACAAACAAGCAAAUACAAGUUCUAUUGUGAAUC